CUUAUGCAGCAAUGAUUGUCCAAAAAACAUAGCUAAUUCUUAGUCAUAUGUUGUUGUGAAUUGUGAUGUCAAUCAUCUUCUUCUUCAUUCAUCAUCCUCUGUUUGUGAGUCUGUGCAAUUUCCAGUGAGACAUGUCGUGCCUGUCCCCUGCUUCCUCGAAGAAGCGUCUCAAAUCCCAAGAGGAAGACGAUGAUGACGAAGACGAUGAUAGCUGCGGGAUUUGCUUCGCCGAACGUGGGGCUUUUGUCGCCGGCGAAAUUGAUUGCUGCAGCCACUACUUCUGCUUCGUCUGCAUCAUGGAGUGGGCCAAGCACGAGUCUCGAUGCCCACUUUGUCGCCAGAGAUUCUCCAACAUUCGCCGGCCUCCUAUGCUUGGCCUCUUCCCUUCCUCCAGAGACGUUAAUGUCCCUUGUCGUGAUCAGGCUACCCAUUCUUAUGGAAAUAUUACAACUGGUCCUGUUGGUUCCAAUGGUGAAGCCAAAUGCAGUGUUUGUCUUAUUGAGUCUCAUGAGAAUCUUCUGCUAGUUUGUGAUCUUUGUAGCACUGUUUCACAUUCAUUCUGCACUGGCUUGGGUUUUACUGUUCCUGAAGGUGAUUGGUUUUGUCCUGAUUGUGCUACUGCCCGGGAGAGUGUGACCAGUACCAAUGAAGAAUCAGAGCAACAAAAUGUGUCGAGUGUGACCAUUUCUGAUAUUGUGAGAGGUCCAGGCAGGAGCAACCAGGUGGAUGGAAGAUCAGUGACAUCUUCUUCACAGCAAAACCAGUCAUCUGCUCCUGUUAUUUCUUUGCCUGAUAGGGUUAGUGGAUUCAAUGCCAACAUUCCUGUGUCUCGUGUUGAACUUGCUAAGCAUAGAGUGCAGGCAAUCCGUGCUAAUUGGAAUGCUUUGAGGACUGGUUCAUUGCGGUUCAGCAAUUCAGCUCAAUCUGGUGGCACAGCUAGUGAAAAACAAGAAUCUGGUUCCUUAUCAGGUGGGAAAUUAAAUGUUUCACCUUCGAUGGCUUCCGGUUCCGGUGGCCUACAACAAUCUGCAGUCCAAGGUGGUUCUUCUAGUAAUGGGUUGAAUGAUAGAGGCAUGAAUGAUGUUGAGAAGGCUUGGAAAAUGAUGGACAGGGCAAAGAUGAAAAAACAGACUCAUCAAAGAACUAGCAGCAUUCCACAGAGAGCGGGUAAUCCCUCAAGGAGUGGAGCUAGAGAAAUGUCAUUAUCUCAUUUUGAUUGCCCAGCAUCGGAAAAUCAACAGCUCAGAAAGUUAGACUCAAGGCACACUAGAAUGGACAAGAAGCGUGAGUAUUCGAGUCUCAACAAGAAUUUGGGAAAUCACAAGUAUCCCAUGUCGGGAGAGAAAAGGCAAAGUAGGGUCGAGACGAUGCAACAUGUGAAGGACCGUACUAAUUCAGAAGGAUACGGUGGGCGUCCAUUGCCCAAAAUGGUUUGUGCUGGUAUGCAGGGUGUUCCCUGUCAUGAUUAUGAAGAGAGGAAUGGUGCUAAUGAGCCAAGGCGGUUUGGUUGCUUGGUAACUUCAGAAGGUUCAGCUCCAUCUCAUUGCAAACCAGGCAGUGUGAUCUCUAAUAAAGAUGCGGAUAUUUUCCAUGAAGAGAAGAGGUUGACUAAAACCUUUGGAGAGGGCAACACAAGAAAUUUUGAAGAAGCAAAAGAUGAAAUCAAGUCUCUUGUUAAAACGAAUCUGAAGUUCUUAACUAAAGAUAAAAAACUAGGUGUUGAAACCUUUAAGAUAGUUGCAAGGCAGGCUACACAUAGCAUAUUGGCUGCUUGCAGUUCCAAGCAGCAGAACUCUAAUAUGUACUCCUCAAGCUCAAUGUGCAGCCAUCAUGACCAUAAUCAGCAGUUGAAAAAAUCUACUUUAAUGCCUAAUUGUUGUAGUCAAUGCUUUGAUGUCUUUGUGAACAAUACUGUCAAUUCCAUCUUGUUGGACAAAGUGGGUCGUGCUUGAUCUACUUUUGUCUUUAUAGAGCUUCUGUAUUUUGCUUUCAAUAACUAUUUUUAUCAGACACAAACUAUAGGCAAAUUUGGAUUGCCCCUAAACUGAGGGGCUGAGGGAACUAUA
Messenger RNA from Lotus japonicus, 2066 nucleotides. RefSeq lists its product as uncharacterized. Lineage: Eukaryota; Viridiplantae; Streptophyta; Magnoliopsida; Fabales; Fabaceae. Bases 132 to 1952 code for a protein of 606 amino acids. The record is from RefSeq and is a predicted model, not a curated record. The transcript is spliced from 3 exons.